Messenger RNA from Cololabis saira (Pacific saury), 3469 nucleotides. RefSeq names its product tribbles pseudokinase 1 (gene trib1). Gene Ontology annotation, biological process: regulation of MAP kinase activity; protein phosphorylation; positive regulation of proteasomal ubiquitin-dependent protein catabolic process. The transcript has 3 exons. Gene Ontology annotation, cellular component: nucleus. Lineage: Eukaryota; Metazoa; Chordata; Actinopteri; Beloniformes; Belonidae. The record is from RefSeq and is a predicted model, not a curated record. Gene Ontology annotation, molecular function: ATP binding; protein kinase activity; mitogen-activated protein kinase kinase binding. The coding region runs from base 428 to 1525 and encodes 365 amino acids.
CAGGAGGCUGGACUGGUCGGGCGGAGUGUGUGAGCUCAGAGCUCAACAUCACACAAUCUCACUCACUCUCAACCUUUCACUGAGUGUGAGGCGCUCUCUCCUUCUCUCCCGUCUCCCUCUCCCUCCCUCUUUCUCUCUCUCUGGCUGCGAGGGGUCGGGAUUCCUCACCGAAAGAAAGUACACAGACCUCGAGAAAAGGACGUGUUUUGGAUUAUUAAUCAGCCCCAAACGUGCCGGCCGGCGUCCCCCUUUUUUUUCUCCUCCUCUCCUCCCUGUCAGCUGUACUGAACUGAGUCUCGCACGAAGGAAUGGAGCGCGCAGCUUGUAGUUUACACUGACCACAAAAGGGACUCUACGUGAAGCAAACACUUUCUUUCUAGUUUUUUUUUUUUUUUUUUUUUGUCUGAUUUCAUUGUGAAUUUUCAGAAUGAACUUGCAGUGGAGCAGCAGCCCUGCGCUCUCCAUCCGGAGAGUCGCGCACAAGCGUCUGGACUCGGACGACCAGCCUCCGGCCAAGUGCGCGCGGCUGAGCGCGGGGGACGCGGGGGACGCGCAGGGACUCCUGGGCGCGUCACCGGGCUCCCCCCCGGCCCCGGCGGGGGCCCCCCCGGCGGGGCCCGUCCCCAGCCCCGGCCCCGGCCCCCACAGCCACCAGGGACCGCUCAGGAUAGGAGCUUUCCUGCUGCUUCCUCUGGCGGACCGGGAGAGCAUGCACAGCGCCAUGAACACCGAAACUGGCGAUGAGCUACUGUGUAAGGUGUUUGAUAUGGGGUUAUACCAGGAGAAGAUCAGGACCUAUGGGAUCCUGCCAGCUCACAGGAAUGUGGCCGGCAUCAGGGAUGUCAUCCUUGGCGAGCGCAAGGCCUACAUCUUCCUGGAUAAGGACUUUGGGGACAUGCACACGUUGGUGAAGAGCUGCCGGCGGUUGGACGAGGAGCAGGCCUGCAGGCUUUUCCGCCAGGUGGCAGGGGCCGUGGCACACUGCCACCAGGCCGGCAUCGUGCUGGGUGACCUCAAACUGCGCAAGUUUGUCUUCGCUGAUGAGAAAAGGACACAAGUGAGGCUAGAAAGCCUGGAGGACUGCCGAGUCUUGGAGGACCCCAGCAACGACUCCGUCUCCGACACCCACGGCUGCCCCGCCUACGUCAGCCCGGAGAUCCUCAGCGGCUCCACGCCGUACUCCGGCAAGAUGGCCGACAUGUGGAGCCUGGGGGUCAUGCUGUACACCAUGCUGGUGGGCCGUUACCCCUUCCACGACCCGGACCCGGCCAUGCUGUUCUCCAAAAUCCGCAGGGGCCAGUGCUGCUUGCCAGAGGGCCUGUCGCCCAAGGCCAAGUGUCUCCUCCAGAGCCUGCUGAGGAAAGAACCGUCGGAGAGACUCACGGCCACCGAGCUGCUCGCUCACCCGUGGUUCCACCUGCGGUCGCCGUCCCGGGAUGUGGCAUCGGCCGAACAGGAAGUGAGCGCGGCCGAACAGAUGGUGCCAUCCUUCGAUGUGGAAGAGGACGACAAUCUGUUCUGCUGAUGGACUUUAUCUGUCCGACUGAGGGACCAAAACAGAACUUGAGGGGACUCGUUUUUUGUACAUUGGCACUUUCUAGAAACCGAUUUGUGUACUGUUGUGUACAUAGACCCUCAAGCUUUCUACAAGAACAUACUGUACUGUAUUUUGUUGUCGUAUACAUGUUACUCUCUAAGGGCAUUGCUCACAAUGAUCAUUCAUUGUGCUUUAUCUUAUGUAUGUUUUAAAAAAAUGUUUGGUGCUAAAAGAAACCACGACUUUAUCGGUUAACAGAAUGCUUUCUGCAGGAUUCUGUGAUCGCAUCGCAGUUUUUAUUCUCGACCCGGACUCACGAAAGCUUUCGCGAAUCAUUAGCUGACUCUCGAAACGGGGAUGCGGGGCGAGCUGAGCAGGAUGUUGUUCCUGUCACUUACAGACCGGGCUGCAGGCUUCACCGGCUGACUCACCGCUCGGCACGGGGACUGAGCGCGAGCUCGGCGUCUCGGAGCAGACAGAGAUUGAGAGAGAUUGGAUGUGAGGACUGAUGUGUCACACUCAGCGUGACACUACGGAGGUGUCUCGCUUGCCAAUCUGGCAGCAUCUCAGCAAGCAGAGAGCAUUUUUACAAAUCUCACACCAUGUGCAGAAGGUGGAGAACGGCAGGGUGUUGCUGGUGUAAGACUUGCAGAAAAAUGUGAAAUGCCCGUCUCACACAGACCCCGAAAGCUAACACAAGUCCUUGUUAAGGGCUCACGGAAGGAAAAAACGUUUCUCUUAAUUGUACAUAUUAAAGCUAACCUAUGAUCCAUUUAUAUAUAUGUAUAUGAAAAAAAAGAUGCUCAGAGGUGAAUAUUUCACACAAAGAGAAGAGACAUCUCAUCUGACCUGCAACCACAACAAUGAAAAGUCUGAGUCUCGUCCGCGUGGAGUUAGCCGCGGUUCACGCUAACACUAAUGCUUCUGCUUUCAGAUAAGACGCUUGAAGCAACGCUGGUUUUAAGCAGUCACAUGCCUCAGCAGCACUUGAUCGUUGCGUAGUACUUAACGCCUCAAGGGAACAUUGACUUCAUAGCAGAUUAAGUACAAGUACAUGCCAAUUUCAAAUAUUGCACUGAUGAAGCGUCUUCUAAAAGCAACGUGUCAAACGUUUAGACAGGAACGGAAACUAAUACGUGGCGUGGAGACGGAGGGGAGCAAAGGAAGCCUUUUUUUGUUCAUUUCAGCAGGAUCGUGACCUCGGGAUGUCAUGCUUGAGCAAAGCCGCCCCAUGUGCCGAGUGCUGCGCCGGUAUCGCUGUGUUUCAUAAACGGAACGAGUCUGAGUCAGGCGCUAUUUGAUGUGGACUGUCUGUUUAUGACUCAACGCCUCAGCGAAGAUUGGUGUUGACCUUGGCUGACGGAAUAUGUUCAGACCUUUCCACUUCUUUAAUGGUACUGUUUUUCUUUUUUUUUCUUAAAAGCUUCGGAUCCGCGGAGACGAUUCCUCAUAGUUGACGACCAGAUGUACCGCGCUGUAAAAUAACAUAGAUGCUGUUGCGUUGGGACAUUAAAAGGACCGAGAGCUGCAGAACAAGCGUGUUGUUCUGAUGCGGCGAUCUUGACAAUGGUACUGAAUCCGGCAUGUCGGAGGAGUGCUAUGACGAUAUCUUUUCCGGUUAUUUAACUACUUUCUAAAAGGACUCGUGACCAUUUGCAUUAUUCCUCACAGUAAAGUAAUUUAAGAGAUUUUAUGACUGGUUCACACACAAAGAGUGAGACGUGUGGAGUAAACUGACACGGGUGCACGGUCUUCAUAUUGCACUGUGAACUAUGUUUUUGUGACACGACCUCGAGGCUUUUAUGACUCAAAACAGGUCACACGCAAGAGUUAUAGUCAUUGUUAAAAAAAAAACACAAAAAAAAUGCAGAUAUGUAUAUAUGAAAUAUGUGUGGAGUUGUUGAAUAAAGAUCACAAUUUUUCAUAUUCACA